AUGCUUGUGUUGGGUCUGGCUCCUGAUAUUUUCACCUAUAAUGUGUAUGCAUCUGGCCCGUGUAAGCAAAAUAAUUCGGAGGAGGCAAUAAAGAUGCUGGCUUCUAUGGAGAAGCUGGGAUGUAGACCUGAUUUGACCACCUAUAGCACAAUCCUGGGCGCCCGUUGUGGGAGUGGGGAGUUGAAUCUGGCGAGAAAGAUGCAUAAAAACAUGAAAUUCAUAGGUGUGAAACUUAAUUCCUUGACAUACGAGGUUUUGAUUGUUGCUUGUCAUGAUAGUCAUGAAAUUGAUGAAGGUUGUGAUUUGUUGAGGGAGAUGAUCUUUUGCGGGUUGAGCAAGAGAGGUUUGUGGGGUAAAGCGGUCGAAUUGCUCACAGAGAUGGUUGGUAAGAACAUGACUCCUGGAUUCAGGGCUUGGGAAGCAAUUCUGCAAGGAUGUGCAGUGGCAUACAGUUUUGAAGUGAACUCUAUAGGAGCUGAUUCAUUCAAUUAUCGUGGAGUCGAUAAACCUUGUAAUUUAAUGUCGAAACCUCUUCUUCGUUUCUUAACAUUGCCUCGUGAUGAGGAUUGA
Molecule: messenger RNA, 570 nt
Organism: Coffea eugenioides
Lineage: Eukaryota; Viridiplantae; Streptophyta; Magnoliopsida; Gentianales; Rubiaceae
Product: pentatricopeptide repeat-containing protein At2g38420, mitochondrial-like
Exons: 2
Coding region: 1-570 (189 amino acids)
Molecular function (GO): protein binding
Source: RefSeq, a predicted model, not a curated record